Fonsecaea multimorphosa CBS 102226 is the source of this 1482-nucleotide messenger RNA. RefSeq lists its product as uncharacterized. Gene Ontology annotation, cellular component: membrane. The transcript is spliced from 5 exons. Bases 1 to 1482 code for a protein of 493 amino acids. Gene Ontology annotation, biological process: carbohydrate transport; transmembrane transport. NCBI's taxonomy places the organism in Eukaryota, Fungi, Ascomycota, Eurotiomycetes, Chaetothyriales, Herpotrichiellaceae. The record is from RefSeq and is a predicted model, not a curated record. Gene Ontology annotation, molecular function: carbohydrate:proton symporter activity.
AUGCAGAAAUAUCAGCUAUUGUGCAUUCUUUUCGUUGCCUUCGGCUCAAUCUUCUACGCCUAUGACUCCGGCUGUACCACAUCGGUCCUGGGAUAUUCCUCGUUCAUCGAGUACUUCAACCUCGACGCCACGACCAUCGGAGCUUUUGGGUCUGCCUACUAUGGAGGCGGAGCUGUUGGAUGCUUCCUCAACUACUAUCUGCCUGAUAAGUAUGGGCGACUGCGAACAAUACAGAUCUCUUGCGUGCUGGCCUUGAUCGGCUCUGCAAUGCAGGCUGGGGCGACGAACUUCCCAGUCUUCUGCACUGGCCGUGUCCUCGGAGGAAUAGCGAACGGUAUUGUCUUCUCGGUGUGUCCGACAUACGCCAGCGAGAUUGCGACUCCAGAGAUCAGAGGCCGCGUUGGCUCGCUCUAUGCUUUCAAUGUCAACUUCGCCUACAUGCUCACGGAGUGGAUGGGUCUCGGCUUCUAUUACAUCAAGGGCAAUGCUGCAUGGCGCACUCUGCUGGGAAUCCAACUUGUUCCCGCCCUUUUCAUGCUCAUUGCUUCGUUUUGGAUGCCCUUCUCUCCCCGAUGGCUCAUCAUGAAGGGACGAGAGGACGAGGCAUUGGAAGUGCUCAGGAAGCUUCAUGCCGGCGUCGAAGGCCAUGAAGAAGACUUCUAUAUCAAGGAGUUCCACCAGAUCAAGACUCAGUACCAGAUCGAUCAGGCCAACAAGCUCGGCCUGAUCGCCAUCUUCAAGAAGAAAUCUUACCGCAAACGCAUGUACCUCAUCUUGUUGUUCGUGGCCUUUUGCCAAUUCACCGGCAUCAUCCCACUGCAGAACUACCAGGUUACAAUCUACACCAAGCUCGGAUUCACCAAUGUCUUCAGCCUAGUGCUUACAGGUAUCUGGGGUACCUUGGGCUGCUUGUCGACAAUUACCGCAAGUCAAAUUGUUGACAGACUGGGUCGACGACAUCUCAUGUUCGUGUCUUACAGCUUCAUGAUUCCUGGGGGUAUUCUUCUCGUGGCUCUAUGGGCAAGCUUCGAGGCUACCAAUAGCACCAACUAUGCGUUGGGCAAAGCCGUCAUCUUUGGCAUGUUCUUCUACGGCUUUGGAUACGGCGGCUUCAUGAACACCUUCUUCCCGACCUACUGCACUGAAGUCAUGCCAACCAACAUCCGCGCGACCGGCACGGCCAGCGGCUACGCGCUCUUCAACCUCAUCGUAAUCAUGCUGGUCCAGGUGACGCCCAUGGCGAUCGAGGCCAUCAGCUGGAAGUACUUCAUGAUCUUCGUCAUCUGCGACAUCAUCUUCAUAGUCAUCUUCAUCAUCUUCUACCCCGAGACCAAGAAUAAGACGUUGGAGGAAAUCAGUGCGAUUUUUGGCGAUGAGGUUGCCGAGACGAUCGAAGAGGCCGGUCAGCAUGUUGAAGAGGUCUUGCACCAGCACGAGAAGACCGUCCAUCAUAUCGACGAGGUGCCAGUCAAGCUCGCGUGA